Musa acuminata AAA Group (dessert banana) is the source of this 1335-nucleotide messenger RNA. Its product is annotated as receptor-like protein EIX2. Gene Ontology annotation, molecular function: protein binding. The coding region runs from base 1 to 1335 and encodes 444 amino acids. The transcript is spliced from 2 exons. The record is from RefSeq and is a predicted model, not a curated record. NCBI's taxonomy places the organism in Eukaryota, Viridiplantae, Streptophyta, Magnoliopsida, Zingiberales, Musaceae.
AUGGCCUCUUGCAGCAGAAGCACACACCCUGUGCCACGGCACUACUCUUUCGGGCUUUGGCUUACGAGCAUUCUAUUGGUCACGGCGGCAACAACGCCGACGACGAAGGGGUGCGUAGAGGGCGAGAGGGACGCCCUUCUCGACUUCAAAACCGGCAUCGUCAAGGAUCCUUCCAGCCGUUUGUCAUCAUGGCAAGGCCGAGUAGACUGCUGCAGAUGGAGCGGGGUGGUCUGUGACAACAGAACCGGCCAUGUCGUGGAGCUUAACCUCAAUCCAGACUAUCUAAACAAUGAGACGUCUAUCGGAGGUGAGAUCAGACCAUCCUUGCUCCUGCUAACUCAUUUGGAGCGUCUCAACCUCAGCCACAAUGACUUCGGUGGGAUCCAAAUCCCGAAAUUUUUGGGUUCCCUUACCAAGUUGACGUAUCUCGACCUCUCCUGGUCCAACUUCGGCGGAGCCAUUCCGCCCCAGCUGGGCAACCUGUCCAGCCUCCGCUCGCUCGAUCUCCAGUCGUAUGGCUUAUCGAGCGAUCGCCUGCACUGGCUCUCGCGUCUCACUUCCUUGAGAUACCUCGACAUGAGCUUUGUGAACCUUUCCAUGGCCUCCCACAAUUGGCUUCAAGCGGUGAACAUGUUGUCCUCACUGGAGGAGCUACAUUUACCAUACUGUUGCCUCACCGACCUCCCCUCUUCUCUUUCCCAUGUCAACCUCACAGCACUGGCCACUCUGGACAUCAGUGACAACUUCUUCAACUCCACCUUCCCCAGCUGGCUAUGGAAACUCCACAGCCUCUCUUAUCUUGAUCUCAGUAUUUCUAUGUUUCAUGGUGCCAUACCCGCUGGGAUUGGAAAUUUGACUGGUCUAAGAUGGCUUUACCUUGGAUAUAAUUCACUUUCAAGUCCCAUCCCCAUCGAGAUUGGAAUUUGUAAUAGUCUAAAACUUAUUGAUCUCAGUGAUAAUUCACUCUUUGGACCCAUACCUGCUGGGAUUGGAAAUUUGACUGGUCUAAGAUGGCUUUACCUUGGAUAUAAUUCACUUUCAAGUCCCAUCCCCAUCGAGAUUGGAAUUUGUAAUAGUCUAAAACUUAUUGAUCUCAGUGAUAAUUCACUCUUUGGACCCAUACCUGCUGGGAUUGGAAAUUUGACUGGUCUAAGAUGGCUUUACCUUGGAUAUAAUUCACUUUCAAGUCCCAUCCCCAUCGAGAUUGGAAAUUUGAAUAGUCUAGAACUUAUAGAUCUCAGUGAUAAUUUACUGUCUGGAUCGAUGAUUGAUAAAAUAUAUGAUAAAGCUUAUGUUGCCAUCAAGAUAAGAAUUGCUUCAUCGACAACUGAUUGA